Messenger RNA from Adineta steineri, 1002 nucleotides. NCBI's taxonomy places the organism in Eukaryota, Metazoa, Rotifera, Eurotatoria, Adinetida, Adinetidae. The record is from the annotation of a GenBank genome assembly.
AUGAAUCGUAUGAAAUAUACAAUUAAACAAGAUCCUGAUGCAUUAGAUUUAACAAAUCGUCCACAACAUUUAUUAUCACCAUCAAUUGAUAAUGAAGAUGAUGAUGAAUAUCUUCAUAGUGACGAUGAACAACAUAAUGAUAAUAUACAAGAAACAAGUGAUUUUAUUAUAAAAAAAACAACUUAUGAUAGUGGUUUUGUUGAUACUAGUGAUGAGAAUAAUGAUUUAACUAUGGUUAAACAAGAACGAAAUCGUCAUCAUUAUCAUAGUACACCAUUACGACCUCAACAAAUACAUUCUCAUGUACGUCAUCCGAGCACAAGUAGUAGUACAUGUUCAUCACCAACUAAUCAAGAACGUUCACAUUCACCUGUUGAUGAUAAAGAAUGUCGAAAUACAAGAUUUCUUGGUAGUCGAGCUGUUGCAGUACUUAAUCAUUGGUUUCAAUCAAAUCGUGAUUAUCCAUAUCCUGAUGAUGAACGAACUGAUCGUUUAGCUCGAGAAGCAGGUAUUACACAAAAACAAGUUAAAAAAUGGUUUGCAAAUAAACGUGUACGAAGUCAAAUGUGUUAUAAACCACUUUAUCGUUCUCGAAAAUCUCGAAAUUCAUCUUCAAUUCGUCCAACACAAAAUCAAGUUCCACCACCAAUAUCAACACCAUCAUCAACAACAGCAGCAGCAGCAGCAACAACAACACAAACUCGUCGUCCGCAAACGAACUAUAAUUAUAUUAUUAAUCAUAAUAACAUAGCAACACCAGCACCAUUACCAGAUUUUACUAAUGUAUUUCCAGGUCCAAAUCCUGCUUUGUUUAAUCCAAUGGCUGCUUCAAUGAUGAUGUUUAUGAUGCAACAACAUUUAAUGACAACAAUGAUGGCUGCAGCUGGUUUACCUCAAUUACCUUCAACACCCAUAGCUCCUCCGACACCAACACCUACACCUAAUUCUUCAACAAGUCCAAAAAAAGCAAAUGUUGAUCGUAUUACAAGAUUUUGGUUAUAA